Molecule: messenger RNA, 438 nt
Organism: Cylicostephanus goldi
Lineage: Eukaryota; Metazoa; Nematoda; Chromadorea; Rhabditida; Strongylidae
Source: the annotation of a GenBank genome assembly
ACACCAAUAGCUGCAAUGGCUCCCGCUGCCAAGAAGCCUCAGGCAAGAAGAUCAGUUAGACAUGUAGUAUUGCCGGUAUCUAUUGUUUUUCAUCUUCUAUCGAUUUUUAUUCAGGUCAAGAAAAAUGCUGAAAACAUCAAUACUCGAUUGUCUAUGGUGAUGAAGACCGGAAAAUAUGUGCUGGGCUACAAACAAACGUUGAAGGCUCUUCGAAACGGAAAGGCCAAGUUGGUUAUCAUCGCCAACAACACUCCUCCUCUCAGAAAGUCUGAAAUCGAGUAUUACGCUAUGCUGGCCAAGACCGGUGUCCAUCAUUACAACGGAAACAACAUCGAACUUGGAACUGCUUGCGGUAAACUUUACCACGUCUGCACCUUAUCGGUUACUGAUGCUGGAGAUUCCGACAUCAUCCGCAGCAUGCCAUCAGAAACGGCGUAA